CCGGGCGGACUGCCGGGGGCUGGGGCAGAGUUCCAGGCCCGCAGCCCCAGUCCGGGUCGCGCCGCCUUGCUGCGCCCCGCCGCCCGCGCUGGGAGCGGGUCUUGUGCGCUCGCCGUGCCCCUCGGCCAGCUGGGCUCCCGGGGCCAGCAGGCCUCGCACCGCUGGCCGCCUGAGGAGAAUCGCUGGUUGUGGUCGCCGCCAGGGAUAUCUCUUCAUCUUGAAGAUAAAGCAAAAAUCUUUUUCUGAAAUAGAUGGAUUUUUGUCACUUCCUGUGAACUAAAACGAUUCAAUGUCUCUUUUGGAUUGUUUCUGCACUUCACGAACACAAGUUGAAUCACUCAGACCUGAAAAACAGUCUGAGUCCAGUAUCCAUCAACACUUGGUUGAUGAGCUACCCUUUUCCCAGUUGCCUUCAUCCACUAGAGCCAAGGAUGUGAUCUGUUCCACCAAUGUUUCUCACUAUGAACUCCAAGUGGAAAUUGGAAGAGGAUUUGACAACUUGACUUCUGUUCAUCUUGCCCGGCAUACUCCUACAGGAACACUGGUGACUAUAAAAAUUACAAAUCUGGAAAACUGCACUGAUGAACGCCUGAAAGCUUUACAGAAAGCAGUGAUUUUGUCCCACUUUUUCCGGCACCCCAAUAUUACAACCUAUUGGACUGUUUUCACUGUUGGCAGCUGGCUUUGGGUUAUUUCUCCAUUUAUGGCCUAUGGUUCAGCAAGUCAGCUCUUGAAGACUUACUUUCCUGAAGGAAUGAGUGAAACUUUAAUAAGAAACAUUCUCUUUGGAGCAGUGAGAGGGUUGAGCUAUCUGCACCAAAAUGGUUGCAUUCACAGGAGUAUUAAAGCCAGCCAUAUCCUCAUUUCUGGUGAUGGCCUAGUGACCCUCUCUGGCCUGUCCCACCUGCAUAGUUUGGUUAAGCAUGGACAGAGGCAUAGGGCUGUGUAUGAUUUCCCACAGUUCAGCACAUCAGUGCAGCCGUGGCUGAGCCCAGAACUACUGAGACAGGAUUUACAUGGAUAUAAUGUAAAGUCAGAUAUUUACAGUGUUGGGAUUACAGCAUGUGAAUUGGCCAGUGGGAAGGUACCUUUCCAGGACAUGCAUAGGACUCAGAUGUUGUUACAGAAGCUGAAAGGUCCUCCUUACAGCCCAUUGGAUGUCAGUAUCUUCCCUCAAUCAGAAUCCAGAAUGAAGAAUUCCCGAUCAGGUGUAGACUCUGGGAUUGGAGAAAGUGUACUUGUCUCCAGUGGAACUCAAACAGUAAAUAGUGACAGAUUGCAAACUCCAUCCUCAAAAACUUUCUCUCCUGCCUUCUUUAGCUUGGUACAGCUCUGUUUGCAACAAGAUCCUGAGAAAAGACCAUCUGCAAGCAGUUUAUUGUCCCAUGUGUUCUUCAAACAGAUGAAAGAAGAAAGCCAGGACUCAAUACUUACACUGUUGCCUCCUAAGCCAUCAAUAGCACUGUCUCCAGUGUCACGUUGGACUGAGCCGGAAUGUGAUUUUCCUGAUGAAAAAGACUCAAACUGGGAAUUCUAGGGCUGCCAAAUCCUAUAUGUCCUAGAUACUUGACACUUUCUCUCUGCUACUUUUCUUCUGUAUUGCUAGGUACAAAUACUAGAAUUAUACUUGAAAAUACCAUUGUUGCACUGGAGAAUCUAUUGUUUAAAACCACUCUGUUCAAAGAAGCAUGAGUUUAUAUCCUCUUUGGUUAACUCACAGUUCUAUUACAACUCCAGAAAAACUUCAGAAUUAUGAAUCUAGUUACAUUUAGUGUCCUCUGUUCUCAUUUUUUUCCCCAAGCUGUGACUAAUUCCUCUUCUUGAUUUUUGAAUUUAAGUUUUGAGCCAUUUAAUUUUUUCAGCAUUUUGUUGCCCUCAGGGGAAUGAGCCCUCAGAGGACAGUGCUUCCAAGUACACUUUUUACUUCCAGAUUCUCUAGCCUUUUUGAUCAGCUAUUGUUAGACCAACAGGCUAGUUUAUCCUGGCAUCAAAACCCUUUUUUGGUAGAAGGGAAAAUGUUUAUACUUCCCAUAUUAUUCUGUUAAAUAUCAAACUGAGCCUCACUCACAUUAAAUGAUAAAGAAGUGGUAAUUUGUGCUUUUUUUUUUUUUCAUUUUUAAGAGGCUAAAGUGACACUUUUCUACUUAUGUAAGUUAUAGAUCCUAAAUUCAUGCACCCUGUGGGAGCUCAAUAAAGAUUUAUUAAAUUGA
Molecule: messenger RNA, 2210 nt
Organism: Lynx canadensis (Canada lynx)
Lineage: Eukaryota; Metazoa; Chordata; Mammalia; Carnivora; Felidae
Gene: STRADB
Product: STE20 related adaptor beta
Exons: 12
Coding region: 290-1537 (415 amino acids)
Biological process (GO): protein phosphorylation
Molecular function (GO): protein serine/threonine kinase activator activity; protein kinase activity; ATP binding
Source: RefSeq, a predicted model, not a curated record